CGACCUUCCGCUUCUGGCCAUGUUGGAUCAACCUUGUGACGGUCACGUUGCGCAGGCUCAGGCUUGAACGAAUUCAAGUUCUUCGCCGAGUCAACGAACUCAAAGCAAACAAUUUGAACAGUCUAGUUACAGCUCGAGACCUACGUCGAAAAUAACGUGUCCAUAGGCACAACGCGCAUCUAGUUCGGCUUUUCAGUCGGCGGUUGGUACAGUCCCACCUUGAACGCCGCCAUGACUCGGAUCCGCGCAGCGACUGCAUCCGACUAUCUCAUAUUCAGCGACUUGCUGCACGCGAGAUAAAUAAAUUCUUCUUCCCCAGACAUUCUCAACAUGGCUGGAGACACGCCCUUGGUCGCCGGGAUGAAGAGGACCGACAGUAGCUUCGAGGAGAUACCUAUCAUCGAUCUUCAACACAUCCAGAGCACAGACCCGGCAGUCCGACGCGCUCUCGCAGACGAGAUUCGGGAUGCUUGCAUCAACGUCGGCUUCUUCUACGUGAAGAGCCAUACCAUCCCUCAGGUCGUGAUCGACAACGCCGUCGCCGCCGGCAAGCGCUUCUUCUCACUCCCGCUUGACACGAAAGCGGCACUCGACAUCCACAAGUCCGGGAAUUUCAAGGGCUAUACAGCGCUGCUCGGGGAGAACACGAAUCCUGAGAACCGAGGAGAUAUGCACGAGGGCUUCGACCUUGGGUGGGAGGAGUUCUCCGGCGCGGGUCGUGCAGCGGAAGAAGAUGGAGUUAUGAGUGGCGGCAAUGUCUGGCCGGAGGGUCUACCCGGGUUCAGGGAGGCGUCCCUCGAGUACUACCAUGCUGCCGUCAAUCUAGGGAAGAUGCUCUUCCCGUUAUUCGCACUUGCACUCAACCUGCCUGAGAACUUCUUCGACGACAAGACCACAAAACCUGCAGCGAUCAUGCGCCUGCUCUACUACCCGCCACAAACCGGCACAGUGGAUGACCGUGUGGAGGGCAUUGGGGCGCAUACAGAGUACGAGUGCUUCACGAUUCUUUGGCAAGACAAGAUCCAGGCCUUGCAAGUCCUGAACGCCGCGGGCAAGUGGAUCGACGCUGUCCCUAUCCCCGGGACGCUUGUCGUCAACAUUGGGGACCAGUUCGCGCGUUGGUCCAACGACGUGCUCAAGUCUACCUUCCACCGCGCUGUCAACCGGUCCGGCGUCGAGCGGUACUCCAUCCCGCUCUUCUUCGGCAGUGACUACAAUGUCAGACUCGAGCCUUUCCCGGGCUGCGUGUCAGAAGACAACCCGGCCAAGUACGAAGUUGUCACUGCGGGCGAAUACGUGAAGUCUAGGCUGGAGGCGACAUAUAACAACCAUUAAGGUUGGACGUCUUCUAUGGGGAAGUUCAUGUGCGUCACAGAGUCGGAAUAUCAUUCUGCUGACGACUGGGAUUCGGAGGCCUGAGAAUGGCGAGAGGCUGUGGAUGUGACUUGGGAUUGUACGAUGCCCAGGCUGUAUUGUGUAAUACAUACUAGUAUUGAUUGGUAGUACUCGAGGUCUGUAUGUGCUCGACACCUUACUAUGAAUGCGACAUUGAAAAUAUUGAUCCACGGGCACGUCUCU
Messenger RNA from Rhodofomes roseus, 1578 nucleotides. RefSeq names its product 2OG-Fe-II oxygenase. Gene Ontology annotation, molecular function: dioxygenase activity. Bases 331 to 1335 code for a protein of 334 amino acids. NCBI's taxonomy places the organism in Eukaryota, Fungi, Basidiomycota, Agaricomycetes, Polyporales, Fomitopsidaceae. The transcript is spliced from 9 exons. The record is from RefSeq and is a predicted model, not a curated record.